AUGAGCAAUCACACUAACUUGUUCCCAAACUUCACCGAUGAAACCAGCCAGUUAUUUUUGAAUUUUAACGACAUAGUUGAUAAUUUGUUCACCAAGUUUCCUAAAGCAGAAUUUUAUGUUGCUGGUAUCGGAGCUAUCACUAAUAUCCUUCACCUGAUAGUCAUUUCACAAAAAGCAAUGAUGAUGUCAUCGACGAAUGUGAUUUUGAUUGGAAUUGUUAUUCAUGAUUUGAUGCUAAUGCUAUCUAUACUGUCACCAUUUGUUAAUAGGCCAAGGAUAGGAGGAUGUGACCCACCGCCAUCUUUAAUACGAGUGCAUCUGGAACUACUAAGUUAUGCCAUAUCUGACUCAUCAAGAAGAACCUCUUCCUGGCUUGGUGUCUCUUUGGCGUUUGUCAGAUUCGCUGUUCUAAAAAAUGCUAGGAAACUAAGGCCCACUAAUCUUGGAAAACUUCGAUUCGGAUGGAUCAUAGUUUUUAUUAUGUCUUUUAUCAGUAUUUUAUUCGCAGCUGCUUAUCGCUUCCGCUUUAAAUUAAUCCAGUUUGAAACGUGGCAUCCUCCACCAAGUUGUGAGUUCUCCGAAAAUUUCACAAGACCAGAAUAUGGAUAUCUGCAACGAGCGAUUUUUUAUGAUUACCAUGAACUCCUACUCAAGCUGAGCUUUUUGAUUGAUGGUAUACUCGCAAAAUUUGUUCCUUGUUUCAUACUCAUUUUGCUUGGAUUUCUACUAGUCAAGGAAUUGAAACAUGCUCAGGGAUCUAGAAAAAUGAUGAGGAGUAAGAAGGAAAGUGCAUCUAAAAAUAGAACAACGAAAAUUGUAAUUUGUAUGACUGUUAGUUACUUGGUGGCCGAAUUUCCUCUUGGACUGAUUAUGAUUCUACAGUUUGUCCUAGCAGAGACGCCAGGAUUUCUACUAGUUCUGAGCAAAAUGCAGUUGCUUUUCAAUUUGAUAAACACAUGCAAUGCAACUAUUCAUUGUUUCAUUUGUUUCUCGUUGUCGGUUCAUUAUAGGAAUACGGUAAAACGGAUGCUAUAUUGUUAUAAGAAACGAGUAGCUGUUGUUCAAGCAUUCAGUGUACAGCCUUGA
Molecule: messenger RNA, 1086 nt
Organism: Caenorhabditis briggsae
Lineage: Eukaryota; Metazoa; Nematoda; Chromadorea; Rhabditida; Rhabditidae
Exons: 5
Coding region: 1-1086 (361 amino acids)
Cellular component (GO): membrane
Molecular function (GO): G protein-coupled peptide receptor activity
Source: RefSeq, a predicted model, not a curated record